ACCUCACAAGACGCGUGCGUGUGGAGGAGUCUUGUUUUGCUGGCGCCUCACAAGACGCACUAGUAUAGGAUGUGGUCGCUGUGCUGACUUUUUCUGCUCAACUGAACGUCAAGUGGAUUUAGCCUGGAAGCCUUCUCUGAGUCACGGAGCUAGUGUGGAUGGCGUGGAGCAUCAGAUACAACCGCGGGCGAUGAGUUAAGAUGCAGCACACCUCCUGUACAGAGGACCGCAUCCACCACGCCCUGGCGCGGUGUCUGGACGGCCUGUGUCUCGGUCCCGCCCCGACGCAGUCCUGGCACGUUGGGCUGUGCAUGAAUCGAUGGAGUCUGGAGGAACUGGUGAAAAGAAACCCUGAGAACUUCCUCAUCCUCCUGCAGGAGAUCCUGAGGAAGACCAGAGAGGCCCAGGAGCAGUGUCAGUACGAGCUGGUGGCCCCGCUCACUCUCAUGUUCUCCUCCACCCUCCUGCAGACUCCGUACUUUCCCCCGGGCGAUGACAUCGUCAGGGAGGCCUGCCAGGUGUUCCGCCGCUUCCUCACCUGGCCCGAGCCGUACUGCAGCCUGUGCAAAGACCUGCUGUCCACCCUCCACCAGGAGCUCCGGGCCCCAGGUAUCUCCUACCACAGGCUGGUGAGAGGAGAACAGGGCUUGACCACCGCCAACCACCGCUCAAAGACCAUGACGGUUCUCCUGAUGAACCCCGUCGACGUCCCCCCAGAGUUCCUCUCCGUGUCUGAGCAGCUGAGUAGCAUCCGCUAUUCCCAGAAGGAGACUUACAUCACCCUUAUCAAACACGCAUACCAAUCCUCCCUGGGCACAAAGUACCCUCUCCAGAGUAUACACAAGGCACUGCAGUCGAAAUGUGUGGAGGAGGUGGGGCAGAUCUUUUCCGCCGUGACUGAGGCGCUGGAGACUGCAGCAGCCAUGGAGGACCCGCACACGGCCAGAGGUCACCUGCUGCAGGCUCUGGAAGGCCUGAAACAGAGCAUCGGUGUGCCUGUCUCCAACGGCAGAAAAUCCGACGGUAUGCUGCAGACUCUGCUGUUGCCCACAGCCAAAUGCUACAUGUAUGAGUGGGACAGAGACAGUUUUGACAUUUUACAUGACAUCCUGGAGCAUGAACACAGCCUGGGAACCAGCCAUAUUCCUCCUGGACGGCAAGAUGAAGACGACGAGGAGGAGGAUGAGGAAGAGGAGGAGGAGAAAGACGUGGAUGAGGAGGAUAUCAUGGAGGAAGGGGGGGCCAUGGGGAACGGCUACGUGGACUACCGAGCCUCCACCCUCUCCACCGUCUCCACCUUCUCCACGGCCUCCAAAGACUCCAUGUUCUCCACCUUCUCCAUCGCCUCCAACUGCUCCGUGCCCUCGGUGCUCUCGGUGGCGUCCGGGGUGGACAGCGACUUCUUCGACGACAUGGAGGACAGCUCGUCGGAGCGGCCGUCGAAGGCCAAGGCCCGGCUGAGCAACCGCUUCUCCAUGCUGUGGGCCCGCUCCACCAACACCCUGAUCCGGGCCAAGAGCCUGGGCAGCCCGGACGCCAAGCGCCUGGUGGUGCGGUCCAAGCGCUCCAACUCGCUGCCCCAGCAGGUCCAGCUGGGGGCCCUGGAGCAGCAGCCCCUCAGGCACGUGUGCUACCGCAGGAGGCCCAUCCUGAGCUGCGACGAGGAGGGCAAGGCCGCCACGCUGCGGGUGGUGGUGUUCGGCGCGGACCACGUGGCGGGGAAGGUGGCCAGGGCCUACAGCAACCUCCGGCUGCAGGAGAGCGCCUGCCCUCGCCUCACCAGGGUCUUCAAACUGCAGUUCUUCUUCAUCCCCGUGAGGAGGGGCUCCGGAGGCCCCCCCGGCCUGGCCGUUCCCAGCCUGCUCUCGCUCUCCACGAGCCCCCUCAGAGGAUCCCCCAGCGUGGAGCUGCACGCGUCAUGCUCGGAGGACAGCACCAAUGACAUCGCACGCUUCAUCGGGAUACUAGACCCCUGGUACGAACGCAACAUGCUGAGCCUGCUCAACCUGCCCGUCAGUGUUGUGUGCCAGCAAACUUCAAAAAUAGAAGCUGACUCAUGCGACAGCUCCAAUGAACGGCUGCCUAUCCUGGCAGAUCUGGUGCUGUACUACUGCCGCUACGCAGCUCGCCCGAUACUGGUGCAGCUGUACCAGGCCGAGCUGACCUUGGCAGGGGGGGAGAGGAGGAACGAGGUGUUCAUUCACUCGCUGGAGCUUGGUCACACGGCGGGGACCCGCGCCAUCAAAGCCAUGGGUGCUGCAAGCAAGAGGUUUGGGAUCGACGGCGAUCGGGAAGCUGUACCUUUAACACUAGAAGUGGUGUACAAUAAGGUCGGUGUGAGCGGGAGAAGCAAAUGCAGUAAAUCAGAGAAGGUUUGCACUUCCAUCACCCUGACCAAAGCCUGCAAGAAGCCUGAGGAGUUAGAUUCCAAAAUGGAGUAUCUUAAGUUGAUGAUGACGGAGGUUCUGAAAAGACAGAAUUCUAAAUCCAAAAAGGGGUACAAUCAGCAACUCUCCACCAUGGAGGUAAAGGUGGACAAGGUGCAGGUGACUGGGGCCGGCAGCACCACCUUUGCCGUGUGCCUGGAUCAGGACGAGAAGAAGAUCUUUCAGAGCGUCAAAAGGUGUGAUGUGUCGGUGUGCUACAAGCCGGACAGCACAGCCGACUGGAGGCUCCGCAAGGCCUUGGCCGCCCAGAGCCAGCCCCUACACCCCACGUUCUGCUCUCUGCUCUGCCUGCCCCUCGCCACCUUCAGCGGGGCCCAGCCCUGAGAGCCCUGAGGACGCAGCCCUGAGGGUCCUCCCCUGAGAGACCUGAGGACCCAGCCCUGAGAGACCUGAGGACCCAGCCCUGAGAGACCUGAGGACCCAGCCCUGAGAGUCCUUAGGACCCAGCCCUGAGAGACCUGAGGACCCAGCCCUGAGGGUCCUCCCCUGAGAGACCUGAGGGCCCAGCCCUGAGGGUCCUCCCCUGAGAGACCUGAGGACCCACCCCUGGGAGCCCUGCUGGGGCUGAACUGGCUCCACAGCAGCUGCCACCUUCCGCCAAGAGACUCAAAAUCACAAUAAUUCACUCACACCACAAGACUGUGGCCAGACUAUGUUUGUAAAGCAAAUAUAUAGAUUUGUAUAAACAGUAAUGAUGAACAUACCAAAAUGCUGCACCAGCAUUGGCAUAAAAAUUUUUUUUCUGGAAUAAUUUAGAUUAUUUUUUUAUCCUUUUUUUUUAUUUGUGAAUUUUUAAUCUGUCAUUUUUAAUCUGUAAAUUGUAUUGGCCAGGAAAAUGAGGCAAUGUAGAUUUUAACCUUCACUGUUUUGAUCCUUCAUCUUAUAUCAGCUUGCACACUGCCACUAGAGAUACACAGUAAUGUCACGGGUUAAUGCAACUCUAACUGUUUUCAUGAGACCAAUCUGGAGAGUAGUGGACUCAUUUAAAUACUCAAAGAGUUGAUUUGACGCUGAAGAUUUUACUCUGUAGAUAACAUGUGCAAUAACCUGAUGUACAUGUGCAAUAACCUGACUUGAUUGAAGGUCAGUGAUGUUGUGGGGAAAAAGAUUCUCAGGUAUAACUGUUUAUUUAUUUUUAAUUUACCAACAAAACAGCAUAAUUUAAUCAGAUGGGAUUCAAGCAAACCUUAUUAGUUGUUGAGUUUUGAUACAUUUACUGUACAUAGUGCUAGAUGAGAAUUUGUGUAUGCAUUACAAAAGAUGGCAAUAGCAAUGAUAUAUUUUCUUACAUCAGGUAUCAUCAUUUGAAUCUGAAUUCUUUUCAUGCAGACGUGGACAACAGUAGUACCUUUAUCUCCUUGUACAGAAUGUAAAUUAUUUUCUUUCAACACUUUAUAACAAACAUACUGUACGUUUAUUGCUGUAAAUGUCUACUCUGUAAAGAGCUAAUUGCUUAGCAGAAACUGUACAGAAACAAAGACUAGCAUGCAGGAAUAACAUUCAAAUAGCAGUGAAAUGUGCUCCUUUCAGAUCCGGUAAAAUGGAUGAAGAAUAGCACAAGGUACAUUUUGCUACUUAAUGACACUUACCUUAUGUGCACUCUAUAUUUAAAAUGGUACUGAUGAAAAAAGGUUUAAUAUAUGUAUAUAUUAAAGUUAAAUAUGUCACUCUUUAUAUGUAAAUGUUUUUGUUUUAUCCAUGAAUACUGAUGUUAUUUCAAUGACUUGAUGAUUUUUAUUUUUCGAUUUUUGAUUUGCUAUACUUUAAAUGAGCACCAAUCUCCUUUUUUGAAAUACUGUUUAUACAGUAUUGUGUAUAUACAGUGUACUAAUAAAGAUAUCAAAACAAA
This is a messenger RNA of Conger conger (European conger), 4296 nucleotides long. It is a transcript of the gene pik3r5, whose product is annotated as phosphoinositide-3-kinase, regulatory subunit 5. Gene Ontology annotation, cellular component: phosphatidylinositol 3-kinase complex, class IB. Gene Ontology annotation, biological process: positive regulation of MAP kinase activity; G protein-coupled receptor signaling pathway. The transcript is spliced from 18 exons. Gene Ontology annotation, molecular function: 1-phosphatidylinositol-3-kinase regulator activity. Bases 201 to 2771 code for a protein of 856 amino acids. Lineage: Eukaryota; Metazoa; Chordata; Actinopteri; Anguilliformes; Congridae. The record is from RefSeq and is a predicted model, not a curated record.